Molecule: messenger RNA, 833 nt
Organism: Eurytemora carolleeae
Lineage: Eukaryota; Metazoa; Arthropoda; Copepoda; Calanoida; Temoridae
Product: kelch repeat and BTB domain-containing protein 12
Exons: 7
Coding region: 231-827 (198 amino acids)
Molecular function (GO): protein binding
Source: RefSeq, a predicted model, not a curated record
CGGAUUUUAAUACAAUUUUCAUCAUUCAUAUUUCAAUAUAAUUUUUAUCAUUAUUAUUUCAUAAUUUUCAUUUAGAUAUUUUUCAACAACUCAAUCAGAGUGAAAAAUGAGUUAAUACGUGAAGUAAAAACUAUUUGUAACAUCUUAAAUCUUGAAGGGAAAAAUGUAGUACCCUCCCCCCUCCCAACCCCUAUUGAUUGCACAGUUUUGUUCACGUACGAUACAUAACAAUGGAGUACGGUACAUGGCAGGAAAAUAGGAACGGUAACCUUGACUGGCUUCAGCGUGCCGGUGAAUUAACAGAUGUAAAUAUUCUGGUUGAAGGGGUCAGCUACCCGGCCCAUAGGGUCAUCCUAGCAGCUCACUCAGAAUACUUUCAUAGAAUGUUUACGUGUGGUAUGUCUGAAUCUCGAAACCAAGAUGUGAAGCUGCAAGGAAUGGAACCAGAUGUUUUUCAGGAAGUGCUAGGUUAUAUUUACUGUGGCCGCCUUGUUUCAACAGAUAUAGAUAUACUGAAGGGUGUGUAUCUGGCCGCUAACAUGCUGCAGAUGUCAGAUCUGGAACAUUUAACAAUUAAUAAACUUGGGAAAAAUUGUACACUCUCAAACUGCCUUGAUCUUUACUUUUUUGUGGAAUCUUUUUGCGACUUGGAUCUUCAUGCAAAUAUAUUUAAAAAGGUGAAGAGGAUUCUGUAUGAGCUGUUAUCUGAGCACUGGGGGGAGAUGAUCAGUCAAUCAAACAGUGCUACUGUCAGUGAUAGGUGGGUCAGAGAGCCUUCACUUUCAAACCCAAUCCUUCACAUUUUACACUUUUUGGUUAGGCAAUAAGUUUAG